This is a messenger RNA of Callorhinchus milii (elephant shark), 1933 nucleotides long. It is a transcript of the gene ptgr1.1, whose product is annotated as prostaglandin reductase 1, tandem duplicate 1. NCBI's taxonomy places the organism in Eukaryota, Metazoa, Chordata, Chondrichthyes, Chimaeriformes, Callorhinchidae. Gene Ontology annotation, molecular function: 2-alkenal reductase [NAD(P)H] activity; 15-oxoprostaglandin 13-reductase [NAD(P)+] activity. The transcript has 10 exons. The record is from RefSeq and is a predicted model, not a curated record. Gene Ontology annotation, cellular component: cytoplasm. The coding region runs from base 257 to 1246 and encodes 329 amino acids. Gene Ontology annotation, biological process: prostaglandin metabolic process.
GAAAGUGAAUCGACUGCAUAUUUUGUGGGACGAAUAUAGUGUAAAGUCAACAUAUAAAAAUUUAUAUGCAAUUGAGAAAAGUGAUUGGUUCUAAGCUGAACUCAUAAAGCACAAUAGGGAGGCUGUUUGGUUUUCAGAAGUGGAACUUUAACCCAGAUACGAAAAAGGGGUGCGUGGAUAAAAAUAUCUGGCUGCUUUUCAUGUGGAAAUCGUUCUCAGUUGUUGCUGCAAGUCAGUGAAAGAUUACACGCUGAAGAUGGUAGUUGCCAAAUUGUGGACACUGCGCAAGCACUUUGAGGGUUUCCCUAAGAAAGAUGACUUUGAACUAAAGGAGGAAGAAUUGCCGGAGCUCAAGGAUGGAGAAGUGCUGCUUGAGGCUGUGUUUCUCAGUGUGGAUCCCUAUAUGAGGCCUUACAGCAAGAAAAUAAUGAAGGAAGGUGACAUAAUGAUCGGCACACAGAUAGCCAGGGUCUCGGCAAGUAACAAUUCCAAGUUCCCAGUAGGUUGUUAUGUGGUGUCAAGUAGUGGGUGGAGAACACACACAAUUUCAGACGGAAAGAAGAUAGAGUUAAUGCUCGCUGACUGGCCAGAGAAUAUAUCUAGAUCCCUAGGUCUGGGAACUGUGGGCAUGCCAGGGUGCACUGCUUACUUUGGCCUUCUGGAAAUCCUUCAGAUAAAACCGGGGGAUGUCCUGCUGGUCAAUGCUGCCGCUGGAGCUGUUGGGAUGUCAGUUGGACAAAUUGCUAAGAUAAAGGGCUGUAAAGUAAUCGGCUGUGCAGGAACAGAUGAGAAGGUUGCUCUGCUAAAGCAAAUGGGGUUCGAUGAAGCAUUCAAUUACAAGACUGUCAAAUCACUUGACUCUGCUCUGAAGCAAGCCUCACCCGAUGGCUAUGACUGCUACUUUGACAAUGUAGGAGGAGAGUUUUCUAAUGUUGUUAUAAACCAGAUGAAACAAUACGGGAGGAUUGCAGUGUGUGGAGCAAUCUCUGGCUACAACGAUGUUGAGCCACAAAAAGGUGCUUACAUCCAAGCUCCCAUGAUCUUUAAGCAGCUUCGGAUGCAGGGAUUCGUUGUUUCAACGUGGAAUAACAGAAGGGAAGAAUCUGAAAAGGCAUUAAUGGCUUGGGUUAAGGAGGGUAAACUGAAGUCCAAGGAACACAUCACGACAGGCUUUGAGAAGAUGCCCGAUGCCUUCAUGGGAAUGCUGAAAGGAGAAAACAUUGGAAAGGCUGUGGUGAAAAUCUAGCCUUAAUCUCAAUCUUACCUUAAAUGUUAAAUAUUGUGAAAUUUUCAUCCAUGUGGUCGUCAGUUCCCGUCUUGAUUUUUCCAAUACAAUCCUUGCUGGUUUCUUUAGCUUCACUAUUAACAAGGUUCAAAUGAUUCAAAGCUCUGCCAACUGUGUCCUCACCUGUAACAGUCUCCACCCUGCCAUCACCCCUGUUUUCUUCAGGAUCAAUUUCACUUUCAAAUCUCUUCAUGCCUUGGCAUCUCCCUAUCCCUUCGAUCGGCUCACACCCCCACUCCACUACCAAUAACUUGUGUAAAACCUUGCCUUUUAAGCUCAAAGUUCCUCAAAACUGAGGUUAAGUUGUGAAUCAACACAUUGAGAUUUCACCACAGCAGCCACAAUAAAAUAUUCUUAUGCAAUGGCUUCCUUCAAUUUCUUACCCAGCUCGGGUCCGUAACCCUGUCUGUCCAGUGCCUUGGGAUGUCCUCCCGACAAUAAAGGUGCUAUACAAAUGUAAUUUUGGUGGUGGUGGUGUUACUCUGUCUUGUCGAGUUUCAAAGACGAGAAUGUUUUCAACAGGCAACAACCUGUUCAUUGUUCACCUCUUACACUCCUUCAAUUCUACAACUUCAUAUGUUUAGUGGAGUAAAUGUAACCAGAAGGGAAUCCAGGCAAGAACUUUGAUAAAAUGUAUUGUGCAAUGAU